This is a messenger RNA of Heteronotia binoei (common prickly gecko), 4138 nucleotides long. RefSeq names its product solute carrier family 46 member 3 (gene SLC46A3). Gene Ontology annotation, molecular function: transmembrane transporter activity. Gene Ontology annotation, cellular component: lysosomal membrane. Bases 34 to 1404 code for a protein of 456 amino acids. Gene Ontology annotation, biological process: vacuolar transmembrane transport. Lineage: Eukaryota; Metazoa; Chordata; Lepidosauria; Squamata; Gekkonidae. The record is from RefSeq and is a predicted model, not a curated record. The transcript has 5 exons.
UUCACCAACAGAAUUUAAACUAAAAUUCAAGCCAUGAAGAAAACUCUGAUAGUGGAGCCUGUCAUUUGCUUGUACAUGUUUGCCUAUUCUCUGUACACACCCUCACAGCAGCAGUAUGUGUAUCGGAGGAUUUGGGAAGAGACGAUCAACUCCAGCUUCAGAGAUGACGACAAUGUUUCUCACUGUGGAUUAAACCAAAGUGAUCCAAUUUACUUGAAGGAACAGAAAGUCCAAGAAGAAGCCUCUCUCUUUGCCAUGAAAAUGGAAUUAUGUGGUGCUGUUCUCAAUAUUAUGGUAGCCUUUGUUCUUGUAGCCAAUGGGGAUUGCUGUGGACGCAAAAUCUCACUAGUUCUUCCUCUGGUGGGGAACCUUAUAAGCGGCAUUUUCCUCAGUGCCACAUCCUAUUUCUCUCUCCCCCUCCCUUUUCUUUAUGCUUUGGCCUUUAUAAGUGGGCUCUUUGGGGGUAUGGCGACCUUCCUUGGAGGUAGCUUUGCUUUCGUAGUUGAUCUCUGUGAGAAUCACAAACAGAAAACAAUCCGGAUAGCUGUGGUUGACUUGAUCUAUGGAUUGCUCUCUGGAUUGGGAGGACUGUCUUCAGGAUUCAUUUUGAAAGGAAUAGGCUUUACUUGGACAUUUGUGAUUGUUUCACUGAUUGACAUUGUUAACAUUUUCUAUGUUACGUGUUUUUUGGAUGAUACGAUACGUGUAUCUGAAGUCCAGCGACAGUCUCUGGUGGAAGGCCUUAAAAAAACUUUUUCUGAAGUGCAGGCACUUUUUAAAUCCUCUUCGUUUAGGAAGCGAACCAUUAUCGUCUUGCUGCUGUGUACAUUUAUGACUUAUUUGUUCACAGUGUUUGGUGGGAUCUCUCAGUUUACCCUUUAUGAGCUGAAUGACCCGCUGUGCUGGAAUGAAAUCUACAUAGGAUAUGGAUCUGCAGCAUCCACUGCAAUCUCUUUGACCAGUUUUCUAGGAAUAGUUAUACUUUCUCAAGUACUGAAAGACAUCUACCUGGUUUUCAUUGGGAUUUUUUCAUACAUUGGAGGAAUUAUCAUGGCUGCUUUUGCCAACACUACAUUGCUCAUGCUUCUAGUGCGUGUGCCAUCUCUGCUAGUUUUUAUGCCUCUUCCAGUGCUUCGAGCCAUGCUCUCAAAGGUGGUUCUUCCUAGUGAACAAGGUGCUCUGUUUGCUUGCAUUGCCUGUUUAGAGGUUGUGAUUGGUACCAUUUCACUUGCUGCUUUUAAUAGCAUCUAUGCAGAGACUGUAGCCUGGUUUCCAGGUUUCAGUUUCCUCUUAUCAGCUGGUCUCUGUAUAAUUCCUUUGGGCACACUGAGCUGGCUUGUGUGUGCCACUGAGCAUCAACAGGAGUAUGUGCCACUUGUCCAUGAAGAAGAGGCUGACAGCUGAGAGGAGAAUUUGCUUAAUGGCUAACCCUGCUCAUUAUUGCUUACCUGCUUCAGCCCCAAUGGGUCAGUUGUGUUGUCUCAGCUGAACUGGGAUCUGAUGUCUCCAUUGCUGGAGCUCCUCAAGAACCAAAGAGUCACACGUCUAUACUAGAUGACACAAAGAAUGCUGUGCAAAGGGGCAGAAGGUGGAGUCACAUAGAACCUGGUUUUGCUGUCAAAAAGACAACAGGUCAUUACCAGACAGAAAGUUAUGUCCUUCCUACGCCAGUAUGGCAGUACAUAGGACUAAACUGUUAAUGUUGCAAUACUGGCAUACUUAGUGAUGAAAAAUAGGUGUUUCAGCAGAGAGGAAGGGGAUAAAUCUACAAGAAAUUGGGAGAGAAACUUGUUUGUUACAUAAAAUCAUGCAUUGAAUUCAGCAGGAGCUUGCAGGAGCUCAGCUCCUGAACCUUUCUGAGCUUGCAGGAGCACAGCUCCUGAACCUUUAUGACAGUCCCCUCUCCUCCUCCUCACGUACCUUGUCCAUUGAGAAUAGUAGGUGCAGCUGCAUAACAAUCCUUGGAUUAGGAGAGCGGGCAGCCAGCCAGCCACCCUAGCAGCCCUCAUUAAACCAUGGAGAAACCCACACCACCCUUUCUCCACUUCUUAUGUGAUUUUGGGUGGCAAGUAGCUUGCUGGGGGGGGGGGGGGGGGCGGCGUGGGGGGAGUGGCGGCCAAGGAGACCCCUAGGUGAGUGAGACCUGCUUGGGCUGGCUGGAUCUCUAGCCAGCCCAAGCAGGCCUUGCUUGCCUGGGACUCUCCUUUCUUGUGUCAGGUUGCUUUUGACUGGUGGGGGGUGGUGGUACAUGCUAAUGAGUUAUGCUAAUGAGCUCCACCACCUAUUUUUCUACAAAACGACCCCUGCAUAAAACGGCUAGUGUUCUGGGCUCUGAGGACCAUGUCUUCAUGUACAAAGUUAGGUUUAUGAAUCCUCCAUAUUGCCAAUGCAAAUUAAGUAGCAACGAGGACUUUUUUAAAAAGGAAUUUGUAAAAAGAUUUUUAAAAAUUGUUUUAAAGAAUUUUACAACAUAUAUUCAUUUGAAAGGGUUUUGAUUUUAAAAUAUAGGGAGAUUUUUACAAACUUUAAUCUGCUGAAGAGCUAGAAUUGAGUCCAGUAGCGUAUUAGAGAACAAUAAGUUUUUCAGGAUAUAAGCUUUUUGAGAGUCAAAGCUCCAUUCCCUGCCUUUGUAUCUGAGGUGCAUGCACACAAAAGCUUAUACCUUGAAUAAAACUUAUUUGUCUCUAAGGUGCAACUGGACUCAAUUCUGUUUUUUUCUACUUUGGCUACUCUCUGAAGCUUUAAUCUGCUGAUGUCCGUACAAGUUGACCUUACACACAGUCUUAGUGAAUCAGAUAUGAAUGGUGGGAUACAAAUUGAGAUGAUGAGUUAGUGUUCCUGGUUUCAUCCGACUGUUUGCUGAAUCUGUUGGUUUUUGGUCUGGAUCCAUGUUGAACCCACCCACAAGAGCAGUUCAGAAUGUGUGAAUCCACUCAGAGAUGACUUAAUAUCAUGGUAGAAAAGAAAAAGUGUGUUGAAACCACGUUUAAACUAUAAACAAGUAUAACCAACAACAUGGAUCAAAUAGUCAUUGAUAUAACAACAAGAAUUGUGCUUAAAAUCUUGAGCUCUAACAAUUAAGCCACCACUACACAAAAUUAUAAUUUAGUGCAGAUAUAAUUCAACAGUUAACAGAAAUGUUUAAGAACCAUACUUUUUGGACAUUAUCCAUGUUCAGUCACCAUAAAUGUUCAAUCACCUUUGUCAAACUUUAUCAGUGCCUAAUCAUUCUAAAUGCAAGUCCUUUAAACAGUAUAGAGCUUUUUCCAGGGUCAGUAAUCAUGGAUCUUAUUAUAACUCAACUGGUGUGGAACUCCAUCCAGGUCAAUGGAUGUGAAACUCCAAUCAACAAUGUCACAAUCCAACCAGUAAAGAACUGCAAAACUGUUCAGCAAUGGGGUGCUACCUCCUCAGUCCUUUUGGUACAUAAUCUUAAAAGUCAAACAGAUUCAACAUACUUGUCAGCAUAACAAGUCCACCAAAGCCUUAGAGAGCUCAAAAAUCACAUCAGUAUAGUCAACCAAGAGCAUCCAGCAUCACUCACUUCAUUGUCAGAUUUGUAUAAGUAAAGCCUUUGCCACUAUAGUUGAAGGGAACUGCACUUUAAGAAAUAGUCAUCAUCUGAGGAAACUUGGGACCAUUUUUGACAUGCACUUACGUAUUGUUCUAGAACUGAUUUAUUAAAUUACAGGGUAGUAUUGUAUUGACCUUUUUUGAUCUCUGAGAUCAGAUUAUGCAGAAGGGAAUAGCUGAGGUCACACGUAACUAAAAGGCUCUCAGCUCUUGUGACAGCACUUAAUAUUUAUCAAGGCUCCACUGCAAAAUGAAUGGCUUGCAAAGGAGAAACGAAUGAUGCAUUCUGGCCACAGCCCAACACAGUGUGAAGCAGACUUAAGUCCAAUAAAAUGAGUGGGCUGAAGUGUGCCCACUUCUGUUUUAGAGAGUAGGUACUACUUUUUGUACAUUUUUGUAGGUACAUUGUGUGUGGAGGGGGGGGGGGUUGAUUUGUAAUAAAAAGCACAAAUCAGAAGCAAAUUCAUUGUAUGUUGCUGCUGCUUCUAAGGUUGCCAUGUGGUACACAAUACCUCUCAGGUGUGUAUGUUGUAUUUUUCAAAAUGAUAAACAUUUUAAUAUUUUU